AGACCCUGCCAAAAAAAAAAAAAUGCUACUUAACACGCCCAAAGUCACAUAAUUGUCAAGGAGCAGAUCUGGGACUUGAACAUAGGCAGAUUAGCUCCAAGCCUAUUUGCUUAACCUGUAUACCACAAUGCCUUCUUGUUAUGAUAAAACAUCCGAAAAGACCUAUUACCCUUUAGGUCCUCUACAGAGGCAUGUUGCCUUCCUCUUAGCAAUACGAGAUUAGCUCCAACAGAAGACUGUGGGCUUCUCUGGCAUAUGCACCUGGGUAGGACCCAGAGAAUACCUGUGGAGUCUGAAUCAACCCAAAAGCCAAUAUCCAUCCGUUCUUCAGGAACCCCAGCCUACAACGCAAAAGAGGAAAUCUUCCUAAGUAGAAAUAAACUGUAAUAAAUUGCAGAGGUUCCCUCGUCCUGGUUUUCACUUCAUGUUUUGGAUGCUGCACGCCGGGUGAGCAGAGAUCCCAGGCACUGGCCAGGGCAGCUGCCCUGACUCCAAGGGCUGCCAUGAACAACUUCCAGGCCAUCCUGACUCAGGUGCGAGUACUGCUGUCCAGCCAUCAGCCCAGCCAGGUGCAGGCCCUCUUGGACAACCUGCUGAAGGAGGAGCUCCUCUCCAGGGAAUACCACUGCACCCUGCUCCAUGAGCCUGAUAGUGAGGCUCUGGCCAGGAAGAUCUCUUUGACCCUACUAGAGAAAGGAGACCUGGACUUGGCCCUCCUGGGGUGGGCCCGGAGUGGGCUGCAGCCCCCAGCAGCCGAGAGGGGCCCUGGCCACAGUGACCAUGAUGGUAAGUUGGCAUCACUUUUAAUCAAAGAGCAAUGACAGACUGUAGGCAGCUCAAGGAUUUUUCCCUCCUCUCUGAAAGGGAAGUCAACGGGAAGGCAGACUGGUGUCUGGUGAGCUGGCAGGAGCAGUGAAAACUUGGAGCACUGUCUCUGUUGCUGGGUGUGCUGGAGCGUACGGUG
Chlorocebus sabaeus (green monkey) is the source of this 964-nucleotide messenger RNA. The record is from RefSeq and is a predicted model, not a curated record. NCBI's taxonomy places the organism in Eukaryota, Metazoa, Chordata, Mammalia, Primates, Cercopithecidae.